This is a messenger RNA of Nomia melanderi (Alkali bee), 1001 nucleotides long. RefSeq lists its product as uncharacterized. NCBI's taxonomy places the organism in Eukaryota, Metazoa, Arthropoda, Insecta, Hymenoptera, Halictidae. The record is from RefSeq and is a predicted model, not a curated record.
UUAAAGUAGCUACUAAACCGUCGAGAGAUCGCUGUCAAGGAUGCGCAAUCUAAUACUCCUUGCCACGUGUUUGUCCCUAAUCGCAGUCGCGUGGGGAAACUUGAUCGAAGGAUGGCAUCAACCGGGCGAGAUAAUCGUCAACAGCCAAGUCAUCCGCAGACCGAGGAUUAUAGGAAGACCGAACAUAGCGACGUGUACGGGGGUGGCUCCCCCGGGAUACGAAAUUUCCUUCAUCAUUGUAACGACUCCGAACCCGUGGAUAGUGAGACUUAGUGUCGCCAAAGGAGGUCUCCAGUCGGACUACGCAGUCGUAUCGGCGAUUGGAAGACCCAGCUGGGGAUUCGUUAUUAAAUGUAUCAUUUUUGCCGCGCCUUCCGACAAAACGACCACCCCCAAGACUACCACGCAGAAGACCACCACGCAGAAGACCACCACGCAGAAGACCACCACGCAGAAGACCACCACGCAGAAGACUACCACGGAGAAGACUACCACGCCGCAGACUACCACGGAAAAUAAUGCAAACACCACUUCAACUUGGGAACCUAAUACCAACACAACUCCAACUUGGGAACCGACUAGCACACCAGCUCCAACGACACCGUCUCCGACGGCAUCCAGCGAAAGUACGGAAUCAACCGACGAAUCUUGGAAACUCAUUAAUGACAUUGAAUAAUCCAGUUACAGUGAAGUCGAUCGUAAAUACUCGUACAUAGUCUGCCAUCAACGACUGACGAAUAGCUUAGGAAGUAAAGGUCGUCAGCGCAACAAGAUUUAAACGACUAUCGUUUCUAAGAUGUAUUGUAUUCCAUUCGUAAAUGUGAUACUUGAAACGCGCAAUGAUUACGAUGUAAUUCGUGUCUCUUAUUUGAUGAAUGCGUGUCAUACUUGCGGGUAAUUGCGCGAGUUGACGUUCAAACGGGGCUCAACGAUCUGCGCGACGUAUUGGUAUCCUACUGAGCGUGAAUAGUGUCUAAUGUUUAUAUUCUAUGGCAUGUAAA